Calypte anna (Anna's hummingbird) is the source of this 973-nucleotide messenger RNA. RefSeq names its product DnaJ heat shock protein family (Hsp40) member C12 (gene DNAJC12). The record is from RefSeq and is a predicted model, not a curated record. Lineage: Eukaryota; Metazoa; Chordata; Aves; Apodiformes; Trochilidae. The coding region runs from base 154 to 747 and encodes 197 amino acids. The transcript has 5 exons. Gene Ontology annotation, cellular component: cytoplasm.
CAGUAUUAAAAAGCACCGGAGAGAAGCUGUAGACCUGAGUGGACAGUGUCUGUUUCCCUGGGCUACUUCUGAAACCCUUGUGUGAGCUUUAUAGCGGGGUUAUAUUUUACACUCUCUGUGCCUUGGGUUGAAAAAGCUGCUGGACUAAUCCAGAUGGAUGCAAUCCUGAGCUGCAGACCAGAUGACUUGGAAGAUUACUACAACUUGCUGGGGUGCGAUGAACUGUCUACGGUUGAACAAAUAAUUGCAGAAUUUAAGAUGAAAGCCCUGGAAUGUCAUCCUGACAAACAUCCUGGAAACCCCAAAGCAGUGGAGAAUUUCCAGAAGCUGCAGCAAGCCAAGGAGAUUCUUACUAAUGAAGAGAGUCGAGCGCGUUACGAUCACUGGCGGCGGAGCAAAAUUGCCAUUCCCUUCCAGCAGUGGGAGGCCCUGAGCAGUUCUGUGAAAACGUCAAUGCACUGGGCUGUCCAAAGUAAGAAGGACCAAAUGCUGGAAGCUCCUGACUCAAAUGACAGCAACAACAUCAUGAAUGAGAUUUGGACCCAACAGCCUGAAAACAAUGAAGGUGGAUUGUCAGAUAGGAACAGGGAGCAAGAAGAUGUUGCAAUUCCUGAUGUGAAACCACAGUCUUCAAAGAAUCCAGAUUCCCCAAGAUUUUCAGAGGCAAAUUACUGGCACUUGCGUUUCCGGUGGUCAGGGGAUGCUCCAUCUGAGCUUCUGAGAAAAUUCAGAAACUAUGAGAUCUGAGAUGCAAAUUAUGCAAGAGCAUGAGAUCAUCUGUCCAGCAAUUUGGUUUUUUUUGUCAGCAGUUAUUUGUAUUUUGUAUUCAUUCAUAGUUAUGUGAACAUCGUGUGAAUAAAUAUCUCAAUGCUGAUUUGUUAAUGUGCUACGAGCCUUUACAGAUGGUGGUCUCUGUUUAAUAAGCAAAGCCCUUUUCAGUAUUAACAUAAAGUGAUCUUGUGAAGUUAUCUAA